Cynara cardunculus var. scolymus (artichoke) is the source of this 1254-nucleotide messenger RNA. Its product is annotated as probable WRKY transcription factor 26. Gene Ontology annotation, molecular function: DNA-binding transcription factor activity; sequence-specific DNA binding. Gene Ontology annotation, biological process: regulation of DNA-templated transcription. The transcript is spliced from 4 exons. NCBI's taxonomy places the organism in Eukaryota, Viridiplantae, Streptophyta, Magnoliopsida, Asterales, Asteraceae. The coding region runs from base 31 to 1122 and encodes 363 amino acids. The record is from RefSeq and is a predicted model, not a curated record.
CUCUUUUUGUACAGAUAUCAGACCAUAACCAUGGCGGAGACCGGCGGAGCACUGCCACCACAACGGAGAGUUCCACCGAUGACGAUAACGCUCCCGCCGCGGUCUUCGGCGGAUUCAUUCCUCAACGCCACCGAAGUUAGCCCGGGUCCGCUGACAUUUGUCUCUAACUUCUUCUCCGAUCAUUACGCGGAUGGCGAUAUCCAAUCUUUCUCUCAAAUUCUCGCCGAAAUCGUACCUUUUCCGGCCGUUCAAACCCCGACUACUACCCCCGUAUCUCGACCGGAAAACGGGCCAUUUUUAGUAGCGGCAUUGAAGGAAGAACCGCAAACCACUCAAAUAUCCGAUGCUGACGACUCCUCCUGGAUCGAAUCAUAUUCGGUUUCUGAAUCUUGCAAUCCCGAACCCGUAAUCAUGGGUGGAUCGACUUUUUCAGUAGCGAAAGCCGUUUGUGAUGGGUACAACUGGCGGAAAUACGGGCAAAAACAAGUGAAAGCAAGCGAGCUUCCGAGGAAUUAUUACCGAUGCUCGCAAACUAACUGCCCGAUGACCAAAAAGGUCGGGCAUUUUCUUGACGGUCAAAUCAGCGAGAUCAUCUAUAACGGUCAUCAUAACCAUGAGCCACCUAGGACAUGUAAACGAGCCAACGACGGUGCAGCUGUGGACAAACCAGUGGACUCGUAUGAACAAGUUGACCAUCUGAUAGCGAAUGGGGUCGCGGGUGAUGAUUGUGAUGAAAAAAGAAGGAAAACGAAGGUCGAGACGGAGUACGGGAGUUGGCCGAGUCGAAUUACGGUGAGUGAACCAAAGAUUGUGGUGCAAACAAGAAGUGAAGUUGAUAUUUUAGAUGACGGAUUCAAGUGGAGAAAGUAUGGGCAAAAAGCAGUGAAGGGGACUACUUAUCCCAGGAGUUACUAUCGAUGCACGAAUGUAGGAUGCAAGGUUCGGAAGCAUGUAGAGAGAGAUUUAGCAGACCCGAAAUCCGUUGUAACUACAUAUGAAGGCAGACAUAAACACGAUAUUCCUGUGGUCGCUAAACGUUCAAAUCGCAAAGAAAUUGACUUCAAGAGCGAAAUCCCAGUUGUAUUACAUUUGGAAGAAGAUCAAAUAACAAAUCUGAGGUGACCAAGUUCACAUCAAUGAGAACAUAUAAUAAUUUGUACGAAAAAGAAGACUCGGGUUUUUGUUUAUUCUAAUCGUUACGUUCUUACCCGAAAUGUAUCACGUAUAAUUCAUGGUACACAAACGGAAUUUGCU